AUGGCCCUCCUCAAGAGCGACCGACCCUCACGCGACGCCAAAUCCUCCACACCCCACUCCUCGCCCCUUGCCCGGGUCAUGCGCGAGUUCGAGGAGCUCGUUGAGAGUUUCGAGGCUGGCUUGCUACGCUCGCUCGCCGACGACCAAGACGGCACCGCUGCCGACACAUUACAUCUCAAGGACGCCUCGAGCGACCGCGUCCGCCGCGAGGCAUGCCGACUGGCCAUCUCCGAUCUGAGCAACAAGUACACGCCCACGUACAUCCGCCGCUCGCUCAACGCCGCCGAAUUGGAGGGGAAACGAGUCGAGGACCAACUGCAAACCCUCUCUUCCAAUGGAACUAUAGACGCAGACGCCGAUGCCGAUGCCGAUGCCGAUGCCGACGACGGCAGCCGCUUGGGCUCCCUGUACAAUGGCUACUUCCGCCUCUACUCGACAGAGCUCUUUGACCUCUUGGGCCAGCCCGCCUAUCUACGCUUCGGUACUCUGCGCUUUCACAAUAACUCGGCCGUUCAACACACCGACGCAGCCUCGCAAGACCAGUCGCAGCCGUCCAGGGUCUCGGUUGAGCUUGCCCUCAACGAUUCCUUCUUCGUCGCCGACUCGGAGGAGACGCUGCCGUACCACACAUUCCGCCUCCCCACCGGGCCCUCUCUCCAAAACCGCGGCAUACUCAGCAGAAAGCCCGAGGACAACGGUGCCUUGCCCCAGUACGACUCGUGGUUGCUUUUUACCUUUCUCGGUAAUGGCUGCAUCAAGCUCGAGGUGCCCAUUGAAAUGUGCGCAGACAUAUACCGAGGCCGUCUGCAAGGAUGCGAAAACGAAGAGGUUCUCUUUUGGGGCUUCUUCGUGGACGAUGAGGACAACGAGUAG
Bipolaris zeicola 26-R-13 is the source of this 873-nucleotide messenger RNA. RefSeq lists its product as uncharacterized. The transcript has a single exon. The record is from RefSeq and is a predicted model, not a curated record. NCBI's taxonomy places the organism in Eukaryota, Fungi, Ascomycota, Dothideomycetes, Pleosporales, Pleosporaceae. The coding region runs from base 1 to 873 and encodes 290 amino acids.